This is a messenger RNA of Linum trigynum, 1467 nucleotides long. Lineage: Eukaryota; Viridiplantae; Streptophyta; Magnoliopsida; Malpighiales; Linaceae. The record is from the annotation of a GenBank genome assembly.
GCACAUCUCCGACUUCUCCACCGAAUUGGGAGAUAGAUAAAAACAAAACUUUUUUUUAAUCCUUCCUCUCUAUUAAUUACCAUGUCUGAUUCCCCAUCAAACGGCGACGGCUCUGUGGUGCUCCCACUCACCGGCGACGACAAUCACGUCGUCUCUCUCAAUCCGGCUUCACAGCUCCCCACGAAGUUAAACAAAAAUAACUUCCCUCAGUGGCGUGCACAGCUGCUAACUCUUCUUCGUGGUCUGGAUUUGCUGUCAUUUGUUGAUGGCACAAAAACAUCACCGGCAGAAGACGCUCCUGGACGCAAUCGGUGGUAUCGUCAAGAUCAAUUGAUCUUACAUGCUAUAUUGUCCUCUGUAUCUGAUGUGGUGUCUCCCUAUAUCUCGGCAUCAAUCACCGCCCGUCAAGCAUACUCCGUUCUUGAGAGAAUGUAUGCAGGCAAUUCUCGAUCUCGGAUCAUUGGUUUGAAGACCCGGCUUGUGCAAGAAAGACAAGGCAAUCGUUCUGUCUCUGCUUUUCUCCAGGAGAUGAGAACCAUAUGCACUGAGCUAGCUCUCGUUCAAGCACCAGUUGCUGAUGAAGAUCUUGUCCUUAACAUUUUACGAGGGUUGAACUCUGAAUUUGGCCCUCUCGCUGCUGCCCUUCGUGCUCGUGAGAACCCGAUUGAUGUCGAAGAUCUCCAUGAUAGGUUGGUGGAGUUUGAAACUGACCUUGCUGCCAACCGACACUCUCCCACAACAGCCUUUUCUAUUCAUCGUGGGAGUGGUGGUGUACGAGGAGCAGCGCGUGGCCGUGGCUUCUCUCCUUCCAAGCAGCCCUCUCAUCAAAGGCAAUUUCAGCACCCUCAACAAACUCUUCAUCGACAAUUUUAUCAAGGACAGUCACCCUCUUCCCUUCAAUCAAUUCAACACCACCAACAACCGUCCCGUGGCAAUAUCAUUGACUUUACUAGUCAUCAACAGAGUGCUGGUCGUGGUGGAAGAGUGAGGAUCUUUUGUCAGUUCUGUGACAAACCCGGGCACACUGCAAAAGAGUGCUACAGUCUUCAUGGACGCCCUCCUGCUCAAGCUUAUCACACCUCUGCUGCUCCUUCCAGUCCCGGUUGGCUAAUGGACUCCGCAGCGACCAACCAUAUCACCCCAGACCUUGGCAAUCUUUCUCUUUACACAGACUACAAUGGCCCGGAUGAGGUUCUUGUCGGCGACGGUACAGGACCUGUCCACGGGGGCGCAACUACUCCGAGGCCAGAUUAAAGGGGAUGUGUACGAGCUGCCACCGGAUGUAAAGACCGUCCGCUUAGCACUUGCCACUACUACAACUUCAUCGACUGUCUGGCACAAUCGACUGGGACAUCCACAUCCUAGGCUGCUCUCUCGUGUUUUGCGCUCUCAAGCUCUUCCUGUUUCCAUUUCUCCGGCUUCCUUUUCUUGUGAUUCCUGUUUGGUAAACAAAACUCAUAAGCUUCC